GUAGCCGACGCGAUGAGCCGCCGGCAGAUCCGAUUCGAAGAAUACGCAUCGUCAGGACCUGUCGUCGAGCGCGUCGCCUGCAACAUGGAGACGAAGCCUGCGCGUGCGCCCAAGUUUGCUGCGUCCGCGUCGCACGUUGCCAACGACGCGUACCUGGCGGCCUUUGACGCCGACCCGCGCAAGCCUUCGUCCAAGCAGCCGCAGCCUGCUAGCGCGACCACCUCGGGAAAGGACAACAUUGUCUUGCCCAAGAUUGUCGGUGCCACGCGCGCACCCGCGCCCACAGCCGAGCCGACGACCCGUCCAUCGUCGUGGCCACGAGGUCCGAGCGAUGCAGCUGGCUCGGCGCAAGCCGUAUCCAGCCAGCCGCUGACGUGCAUGAGCUUGGCGCCGGAUGGCUCGGAAGCGGUCGUUGGCAGCUGCGACCACGCGCUCUACACAAUCCCGCUGCGCAGCUCCGGAUCCAAGAAGGCUCGGGGACGUACGUUGUAUACCAAGACGUGCGGCCACAAGGAAUGGGUCACGGCCGUCGCGCACCUCGCCGAUGGCCGCGUCGUCUCUGCGGGUAUGGACAGUAAGCUCUGCCUCUGGGACAACGGUGCAGUCGCGCGCUGCGAAGAUCUGACGGGCCACGCCGGGUCCAUCUCGCUCGUCCAGACGAUUGGCAACGACUGGAUCGUGAGCGCGAGCUACGACAAGACGUAUCGGCUGUGGGACGCGACCCCCGGACGGCGCGCCGGCAAGAAUGGUCGAGAGAGACAUGUGUUGCGAGGGCACGACGCCCCAAUCCUCGACUGCAGCCUGUGGGGCUCACGGCUCGUUGGCGGUGACCGCAGUGGCUCGGUGCUCGUUUUCGACCUUGCUUCUUAUGGUCUCGAGAAGAAGUGGAAGGCAGCGCACGACGGCCACUGCACGAGUGUUUUGGGCUCGGUGUUUGCACAUGACGUUGCCUACAGCGGCGGCCAAGACGGCGUCGUGCAGCGCUGGGACCUGCGCACAAAAGCAAGUACGCUCGCGCUGCCCGUGCAUAGCGGCAAGACGGGAAAGGGCGCGGUGAGCUUUCUACGCGAGCAACCAUCCAACCAACACGUUCUCGUCACGGGCGGCGCCGACGGCAAGGUCCACGUCCUCGACACGCGCCUCAACGCGCUCCGGUCGACGUUUGAUAGCCACCAGACGUUCAUCUAUUCGCUGCAUGUGGCCCACGACCUGUGCUUUAGCGGCAGCGGCGAUGGGAUGCUGCUCGUGCACGACUUGGCCACCGACACCUUGUGCUACGGCCUCGGCGCCAACCAGGCUGCUGUACGAGCCAUUGUAACGACGCCCAAUGAGCUCGUGGCGGCCGGCGACGAUGGCUGCGUCCUUGUCUACAGCUUUGAAUAAGGCCGAGUUAACUGUAUAUACUGCAUGGUGUCGGCGUGACGACCACUUCUUCUCGAGUGUUGAGGCAG
This is a messenger RNA of Saprolegnia parasitica CBS 223.65, 1451 nucleotides long. RefSeq lists its product as hypothetical. Lineage: Eukaryota; Oomycota; Saprolegniomycetes; Saprolegniales; Saprolegniaceae. The coding region runs from base 13 to 1383 and encodes 456 amino acids. The record is from RefSeq and is a predicted model, not a curated record. Gene Ontology annotation, molecular function: protein binding. The transcript is spliced from 5 exons.